Molecule: messenger RNA, 1785 nt
Organism: Argiope bruennichi
Lineage: Eukaryota; Metazoa; Arthropoda; Arachnida; Araneae; Araneidae
Product: gastrula zinc finger protein XlCGF17.1-like
Exons: 2
Coding region: 746-1732 (328 amino acids)
Biological process (GO): regulation of transcription by RNA polymerase II
Molecular function (GO): DNA-binding transcription factor activity; RNA polymerase II cis-regulatory region sequence-specific DNA binding
Source: RefSeq, a predicted model, not a curated record
ACUACCGAUGUGGAGAGUUUGUUUACGGUUUUUUAAUCAAAAUUUCUUGAUAUAACACCAACAAUAUUUCAGUCGGUUAAAUUAACUAAAUUAAAGACAAUCUCAAUGAUGAACGCUUAAUAUUACAGAAACUAACUGACAAAUUAGAAGAAAAAUAAAAAAACGGCAACUACGAAGCAGUUAUAAAUCUGGAAAGAAUCUUACAAAACUAUAUUAUCUAGAAGUUGAUUUAUAGAUAUUAUAUGACAUAUUAAUUCGUUUGCCUCAUUGUUUCAUCAAUAUAUAUAUAUAUAAUCUGCACAUUUUUUUUCAACUGUUGCAAUCUGUAUAAAAUUGACAAAAAGAAAAAAGAAAUCUGUUUUGUGUUAUUUAAUUUUACUUGGUAAAGGUUUAUCUGUCCUUUUCAAUACAGGAUGUAGAAUUGGUAGUAUUAAAAAAAAAAAAAAAUGAGUAAAACUUCUCUUUGAAAUUCAAACUGGGAAAAUCAGUUAUGAAGCAACUGUAUGUUCGUAAGAUUUUUGUACGCAAGAGAAUUGUACUAUGCUAUAUGGAUUGAUCGAAAUUAGUGCCCAUGACUAAUUUUGCAAAGCUUAAACUCAGUGAUUUGGUCUUUUAAAAAUCUGUAUGCGAUAUUUGUAUUAAGCUGUAUGGAUGUGAUCGCGUCCAAUGACUAAUUUUGGCAAAAUUAAACUGAGUGAUCUGGCGUUUAAAAAGAAUCAUUACAAUUAGUAGUAUUGGUUAUAAAAUGAGCAUUCAUAAUCCUCGUGAUACGAGUGAAAAUUCCUUUGUUUGUGAACUCUGUGGUAGAUCAUUUACCCAUGAAGAUAGAUUGACCAGACAUCAGCGUAAUCACGUGCAAGAGAAUGACUUCUCGUGUGAUGUGUGCAAGAAAACAUUUCCUCAUAUGUGGAAGCUCAAGAGGCAUUAUCUUGCGCAUACAAAUAAGUCACAAUUCACAUGUAAUGUGUGCAGCAAAGCUUUCUUCUGUGGAUCCCUAUUAGCUAGGCAUUAUCUUUCUCAUACAGGUGAAAGACCUUUCGCAUGCGACUUAUGCGGAAAGUGCUUUUAUGAUCAACAUCUUCUACGCAAACAUAAAUUAUCGCACAUGCCUGAAAAACCAUACAAGUGUCACUUAUGUGAAAGGUCAUUUCGCGAUAAAUUUUAUUUAGAUUCACAUGUUCGAACGCAUACAUUUGGGAAAAGUUUUGUAUGUCAGGAGUGUGGAAAGGCCUUUUAUGAAAAUAGGACCUUGAAAAGACAUCAGCAAUCACACACAGGCCGUAAAACUUUUAAAUGCGAUGCUUGCGGAAAGUUUUUUACUUUGAAAAGUAAUUUGCAAAGGCAUUACAAUACCCACACAAACACAAAACCUUUCAUAUGCGAUGUGUGUGAUAAGUCAUUCCUUGUUGCGAGCAAUUUACAUAGACAUUAUAGGAUUCACACUAAGGAAGAACCAUUCGUGUGUGAUGUGUGCGGGAAGACAUUUGUUGAUUCGAGUAAUUUACGGUGCCAUUAUCGUACACAUACAAAUGAAAAACCGUACGAGUGUGAUGUAUGCAGAAAAACAUUUUCUCGUAAAAGCAAUUUAAAUAGACAUCGCCUUACUCACGACAACAUUAAACCUUACAAAUGCGAUAUGUGUGAUAAGGCAUAUUCUGCAAAUGCUGAUUUGAAAAAACAUAAAAUUCUGCAUAGAGAUGAGAAGCUUGUUAAAUGUGAUGCUGUGUCCUGAUCACCAAGAUUUGAAAUAGACAUUGUUUCAUUUAUUUCAAAGAAAUUUCCGUG